Molecule: messenger RNA, 456 nt
Organism: Prorocentrum cordatum
Lineage: Eukaryota; Dinophyceae; Prorocentrales; Prorocentraceae
Source: the annotation of a GenBank genome assembly
GGAUGCUCGGCCAGAUGACCUCGGCCAUGGACAACAUCGCGGCCCUCGGGGAGCUCACGCGCGCGGGCAAUGCUCUGGCGCAAACCCAGCAGCAGCCCACGCCGCCCGCGGCCAACGUCGGGCCGCCCCCAGCCGCGAGCCCCGCGACACCGGGCGGCCCGACCAACUCGGAGCCGGCUCGGGAGCUCGUCGGCGCCCUCACCGAGGUGCUUCGCUCCAUCUCUCCCGGCGACUCCAGGCCACAGACGAUCACUCGCCUCCGCGACCUCGUGGGCAGCACAACCCCUACUUCCACAGCGACCGCGGCAGGUUCUACCACAGGUGCCACGCCAUCUUCCAACCCGCUGGCCGCAAACCCGAUCAUCCAGCAGCUGCAGAACAACGCGGCGACGCCCCAGAGCACGGUGGGAACCCACGGCCAGCAAAUCAGCGCCAUCAAUGCGACGCUUGCGGGGG